Messenger RNA from Pipistrellus nathusii (Nathusius's pipistrelle), 1239 nucleotides. Lineage: Eukaryota; Metazoa; Chordata; Mammalia; Chiroptera; Vespertilionidae. The record is from the annotation of a GenBank genome assembly.
AUGGCGACGGCGGCCGGGCUGCUGGCGCGGCGGGUGCGGAGCUGGAGGCUGCGGGCGCCGCUGCCGCCGCCGGCCCGCGUCCUCCCGCGGCGGGCACACUCGCUGCUGGCGGUGGACGACGCCAUCAACGGGCUGAACGAGGAGCAGAAGCAGCUUCGUCACACCCUGUCUAAGUUCCUGCAGGAGCACCUCGCCCCCCAGGCCCAGGAGAUCGAUCAAAGCAAUGAAUUCAAGAACCUCCGGGAGUUCUGGAAGCAGCUGGGGAAGCUGGGAGUCCUGGGUAUCACAGCCCCUGUCCAGUAUGGCGGCUCUGGCUUGGGCUACCUGGAACACGUGCUGGUAAUGGAGGAAAUAUCCCGAGCUUCUGGAGCCGUGGGACUCAGCUACGGUGCCCACUCCAACCUCUGCAUCAAUCAAAUUGUACGCAAUGGAAAUGAGGCCCAGAAGGAGAAGUACCUGCCCAAGCUGAUCAGCGGUGAGUACGUCGGAGCCCUGGCCAUGAGUGAGCCCAAUGCUGGCUCUGAUGUUGUCUCCAUGAAGCUGAAAGCUGAAAAGAAAGGAGAUCACUACGUCCUGAACGGCAACAAGUUCUGGAUCACCAACGGGCCUGAUGCCGACGUCCUUGUUGUCUAUGCCAAGACAGACCUGGCUGCUGUGCCAGCUUCUCGGGGCAUCACGGCCUUCCUCGUGGAGAAGAACAUGCCUGGCUUCAGCACCGCCAAGAAGCUGGACAAGCUGGGGAUGAGGGGUUCUAACACCUGUGAGCUGAUCUUUGAAGACUGCAAAGUUCCUGCCGAGAACAUCCUGGGCCAUCUCAGUAAGGGCGUCUACGUGCUCAUGAGCGGGCUGGACCUGGAGCGCCUGGUGCUGGCGGGCGGGCCUCUCGGGAUCAUGCAGGCUGUCCUGGACCACACCAUUCCCUACCUGCACGUGCGGGAAGCCUUUGGCCAGAAGAUUGGCCACUUCCAGCUGAUGCAGGGGAAGAUGGCCGACAUGUACACCCGCCUCAUGGCCUGCCGGCAGUACGUCUACAACGUCGCCAAGGCCUGCGACGAGGGCCACUGCACCCCCAAGGACUGCGCGGGCGUGAUCCUUUACGCGGCCGAGUGUGCCACGCAGGUGGCCCUGGACGGCAUUCAGUGUUUCGGUGGCAACGGCUACAUCAACGACUUCCCCAUGGGCCGCUUCCUGCGGGAUGCCAAGCUGUACGAGAUCGGGGCCGGGACCAGCGAGGGCUGA